CACACCAACCGCCCAGGUCGUCUUCUCCACAUCUCCUUCCACACCCUCCUCCACCCAGCCCAUUCCACACCCACCACCACCACCACUACCGCCGCCGCCACCACCACCACCACAACAACAACAACGAAAGCUUCCAAGAUCAAGAGGAUAAGAGUCACGAUGAUGUGCUAAGAAGGUCUCAUUCAUCUUGAUUACCCUCGUGCAGCUUCGUCGCCGCAGCAUGGCCAGUGUGUUCGGGCUGCUCGUGAUGGCCCUGGCCGCCGCCCUCGCCGCCACAGCUCAGGAGUUGUCGCCGGGCGAGGCAGGGAGCAGCGAGGGUCAGGCCUGGGAAGGGCACCGCCACGCCAGGUCCCUGGAGACUGGCGGGGACGCGUCGUGGUUGUCUGGCCUCCAGGACGCGGAUGUGACUCAGGUGGAGCCCCGGGUGGAGGCAGGACACGGCGGCACGACCUUCUGGGUGGCGCGGGGCAAGAAGGACGCAGAGAACUCCCCAACUUACUACUGGGGCCCCAACCAAGGCCUGUGGGGCGAGACCUUCCAGCGAGGCACAUCCGCCACGGCUAGUUCCUCCCACACCCCUCUGGCGGUGAAAUCCGGCUGGGAGUCCAACCCAAGCCUGUGGGGCAAGCGGGACGGGCGCGGUCCAUUCUGGGCAGCGCGCGGCAAAAGACCUGACCCAUUCUGGGCAAGCCGCGGUCGCCGAGACUCAUCCGAGAUGACGUCUGCCCUGCUGCAGCAGUGGGCGGCGGAAGACCCCACCAUGCAGGAGCAGAAGGAGGAUCAGCUGUGGAGCGGCGAGAUAAAGAGGGAGGAGGGCGGCCCCUUCUGGAUUAGCAGAGGCAAGAGGCCUCAGCCAGGGUCAGCAGCAUCACAGCUGGCUUCGCUGUGGGCAAUUCGAGGCAGGAAGUCUGGUGCAGACAACACCUUCUGGGCUGCGCGUGGCAAGAAAGAAACCAACGUCCGGGGACCCUUCUGGGCGGCCCGCGGCAAGAGAAGUGGCGGCGAGGGAGGCACAGGACCCUAUUGGAUCGCUCGGGGCAAGAAGCAGGACGGGAACACGCCCACGGGGCCCUACUGGAUCGCCCGAGGAAAGAAGGAGGAUGACGGUGGAGUGUUUUGGGCGGCCCGCGGCAAGAAGGACCCUCCCGCGUGGGCGACGGGACGCGGACGACGUGAGGACGCCGCAAACUCUUUCUGGAUCGCUCGGGGCAAGAAGAGCGAACACGCCGCAUCCCACAACACUGAGAAGGACAACGAUGACGACGACGACGAAGAGCAGCACGAAGAGGUGACGCAGAAAGCUGCCGACCAUUACCUGAAGGGCUUCACGGCGCUGUCUGGCAAGUAGGCAACAGCGGCACGGGAUUAACCUACCUCUCGUAAUCUCUUCUGCUUCCGUAAACCCGCAGGAGGGACAAAGAGAGGGAGGGAGGGAGUAAGGAGGUGGGCGAGACUGACGCUGUGUAUGCGCAGUGAAGCAGCCCGCUAUUAGGAGAGAUGAGGGGGCGAGGGAGGGGGAGGGGAGGAGGAGCCUCGGACGCUACAGGCUGGGUGGCGGCACGAGGCUCGGGGCACUUAAUAAAAUAGUCAAUCAGCA
Molecule: messenger RNA, 1597 nt
Organism: Scylla paramamosain (green mud crab)
Lineage: Eukaryota; Metazoa; Arthropoda; Malacostraca; Decapoda; Portunidae
Exons: 3
Coding region: 221-1348 (375 amino acids)
Source: RefSeq, a predicted model, not a curated record